Populus trichocarpa (black cottonwood) is the source of this 1651-nucleotide messenger RNA. Its product is annotated as protein VAPYRIN. Lineage: Eukaryota; Viridiplantae; Streptophyta; Magnoliopsida; Malpighiales; Salicaceae. The transcript is spliced from 2 exons. The record is from RefSeq and is a predicted model, not a curated record. Gene Ontology annotation, molecular function: protein binding. Gene Ontology annotation, cellular component: cytoplasm; nucleus. Bases 139 to 1569 code for a protein of 476 amino acids.
GUAUUUUUAACAAAGCGCCAAACAAGUCACAAGACAAGAACCCCACAUAUUCACGGGUUGAUCACAAGAAACCACAAACCUCACUGCCGCCCAUUACCAAGAAGACAUCACUCCUCUUUCGUAUUACGUACACCUACAAUGGAGAGAUUAGUAGAAUUAUCAGACACAGAGGUGCGCAUAGACUUCUUGCUGUAUUCCAAAUGCCGAGCCACAGUACGUUUGAGGUCACUUUGUGCCACAGCCCCAGUAGCUUUCAAAAUCCAAACUUCAUCUCCGCAUAAGUUUCUUGUUAAUCCACCAACUGGACUCAUUUCUCCUCUGUCUUUCGCUACCUUCCAAAUCGUCCUCAGACCUCAAAAUCAACUCCCACCCACUUUCCCACGCUCUCCGUCUGACCGUUUUCUAAUCAAAACGGCUCCGUUUGCCUCCAACUCGCCGUGUUCAACUCACCCCGACUCACUAGCCUCCUGGUUCUCCUCUCUCCCUCUCGACUCAACUCAGGACUUCAAACUCAAGGUUGCCUUUGUUGGACCCUUUCUUCUACGCCACGCUGUCAGCUGUGGAGAUGCCGACUCAGUCAAGAAUAUAUUGAAGAGGCAAAAGACAAUUCUGUCUGAAUUGACCCAGAGAGAUGCUGAGUCGUUGCUCCGAGUUGCGACCGAGUUGGACAACUCGGAGGUUGUGGUGAAUUUACUGCUUGAAGGCGGGUUGAAGAUUGACGCAUGUGUGACAGCUGGUGGGGUGGGGUCUUAUCAGGUGGAUCCCAGGUGGGAAUCCAAGGGAUGGAGUGAUUUACACGUGGCAGCGGCUCUUGAUCGGGCGGAUGAUGUUUUGGAUUUGUUGAAAGGAUCGGGGCCGUUGGAUUUGAGAGAUAAGGAGGGAAGGACACCGUUGCAUUUGGCUUCUAGUAGGGGAAAUAUCAAGUGUGCUAAAUUGUUGGUGGAAUCGGAUGCUGAUAAGGAUGCUAAGAGUAAGGAUGGUAGGACAGCGUUGUAUAGAGCAGCGGCUAAUGGUGACCGUAGGAUGGUUGAGAUGUUAAUUGAUGUUGGCGCGGACCCCACCAUUCCAGACGAUCGUGGCCGUUCAGCAAUGGACGCUGCUCGUGACAAGGGCCAUGAGGAGGUUGUGGAGGUUUUACAAUGUGGAGAGCUAGCACUAAUGGCCGCAAGACGUGGUGAAUUAGAGAGCCUCGAAUCAUUACUGAGAAGGGGUGCCAGCUUGAAAUAUCGCGAUCAAUAUGGUUUCACAGCCUUGCACGCAGCAGCUGUGAAGGGACACACGGACAUAGUGUCGAUGCUUGUUGAAUUUGGAGUGGAUUUAGAAUGCCAGGACAAUGAAGGUCAUGCCCCGUUGCAUUUGGCAGUGGAGGGCGGCCACAUAGAAACGGUGGAGGUGUUGAUCAACAGGGGAGCCAAUGUUAAUGCGAGGAGCAAUCGAGGUGCCACCCCUCUCUACAUGGCUAAAGCCAUCGGUUAUGAUGAUAUUUCACAGUUUCUGGUGGAUAGAGGAGCCUCCUCUUCUCCCCCCCUCUCUCUGCCUUCCUCGUCAUUUCUCAUGUUGCAACCAUAAACCAGUCUUAAAUCACAUUUUUUUUUUUUUGUAAUUUUGACUGAACAUUGACAAGUGUUAAGAGCAACAUGUUACAGUCUCA